AUGACUGUCAACUGUAGAAGCCUGAAGGGCACCAGGAAAAGGAGACUCCUGCACUCACUACUGUGCAAUGAAAAACCAGACAUAAUCCUAGGAACCGAGUCGCAUCUAGAUGGUUCGUUUACCAACGCGGAGAUCUUCCCACCACCAUACAUGGCACUAAGAAAGGACAUAGAUGCCAAUGGAGGAGAUGUUUUCGUCGCAUACAAAGAAGGACUAAACAUCACCGAGAUUGAGGAGGUCGGAAUCGAAUGUGAACUGCAAGCAGUCAAACUUACUUCAAAAGGAAAUCCAACGCUAUGCAUAAUUGUCUGCUAUAGACCGCCUACAGCUAAUUUGGAAAACCUCCUAAAAAUCCAGACAUCACUCCAAAAGAUAGAAACCGACAAUAAAUUGGCAGAACUACUAAUUCUUGGUGAUUUCAACAUGCCAAGUAUCAAUUGGAAAGCACUGACAAUUAAAGAUGCACCACAAUACAGCAUGGAACUCAACGAAGCCCUACUUUCCACUGUAAAUGAUCUAUACUUAACGCAGAUGGUUGAAGAACCAACAUGUGGAAAAAAUAUCCUUGACCUUGUUUUCACCUCCUCUCCAGACCUAAUCGAGGCAGUCCAAACUGUUCCAGGUAUCAGUGACCAUCAUGCAGUUACAGCUAAAUAUAAGCACAGAAUCACUCCAAACAAAAAACCUAAACGAACCAUAUACAUGUAUGGAAAGGCAGACACCUCUCUACUCGAGACUGAUCUCUUAGCAUUUAAGGAAAAUUUCAUGAGAGAGGCAGAAGGGAGGAGCGUCAACACUAACUGGGAUAUUCUUAAAGUCAAUAUCGAGAUUGUAAUCAAUAGACACGUACCAAAAAAAAUCAUAAAGACAAACAAUAAUAUUCCAUACAUCACCAGAAAAAUAAAAAGCAUAAUGAAAAAAAUGAAACGGAGGUGGAACAAGGCAAAGAAAACUAAGACAGAUGCUGAUAGAGAACUCUACGAAGAAACUCAGCGAGAAAUUAAGGAGCAACUACAAUUAGAAUACAACAAAUAUCUAGAGAGUCUAUUUGAAAACAAUGCAGGUCUGAACACCAACAGACUCUGGAAUUUCAUUAAAAAUAAGAAAAAAGAUAUUAUUGGCAUACCGACACUACUUUACAAAAACAGACUUGUGUCUACUACAAUAGAGAAGACAGAGGUCCUAGCAGACCAGUACGAAUCAGUUUUUACUACAGAAAAUAAAGACAAUAUCCCUGACAUGGGCCCAUCACGCCACUCAACAAUGGAAGACAUCUCCAUUACCUUACCUGGCGUAAUUAAACUACUAAAAUCCUUAGAUCCUAAGAAAGCAAUUGGCCCUGACAAUCUACCAACAACACUGCUGAAGAACUAUGCAGAGAUCAUAGGGCCGAUGCUGUGUCUUAUAUACAAGCAAAGUAUACACACCGGUGACAUGCCAGAGGAUUGGCUAAACGCAAACAUCAUAGCUGCUCACAAGAAAGGAAACAAAUCUGACCCGGCAAACUACAGACCAAUAUCCCUUACCUGUGUGGCAUGCAAAGUCAUGGAACACAUCAUAUUCAGGAGUGUGAUGGACCACUUUGACCAUAACAAUAUACUUGCAAACUGCCAACAUGGUUUCAGGAAGUCUCACAGCUGUGAGACUCAGCUGCUUUCCACUGUCAAUGACCUUAGUUACAGGCUGGAUAACAAAGAACAAGUAGACGUGGCGAUCCUAGACUUCGCAAAGGCUUUCGACACAGUCCCCCAUAAUAAACUGCUUCAUAAGCUAAACUACUAUGGAACAAGAGGGAAGACUUUGAUAUGGAUACGUAAAUGGCUGACCAAAAGGCACCAAACUGUAGUGUUAGAUGGUCAAAAAUCAAGAAAAGUACCGGUAAAGUCAGGAGUCCCCCAGGGAACAGUCCUCGGCCCCCUCCUGUUCCUCGUUUUCAUAAACGACAUAUGUAAUGGCAUCGACUCAACACUCCGACUGUUUGCAGAUGAUUGUCUCAUCUACAAACCCAUCAGAAGCGGAGCUGAUACAGAGCUUCUCCAAAAGGAUAUCGAUAAGCUUGUUCAAUGGUCCAAAAACUGGCAAAUGUCAUUUAAUCCAAAAAAGUGCACCACCCUCACAAUAUCAAGGAAACAAACCCCAAUAAAGCAGACCUAUACCAUCAUGGGAACCAAGCUCAAAAAGGAGGAACAUCAACUCUACCUCGGCGU
Molecule: messenger RNA, 2207 nt
Organism: Priapulus caudatus
Lineage: Eukaryota; Metazoa; Priapulida; Priapulimorpha; Priapulimorphida; Priapulidae
Product: RNA-directed DNA polymerase from mobile element jockey-like
Molecular function (GO): catalytic activity
Source: RefSeq, a predicted model, not a curated record